GAAAUAUCACAAUACCGCGCUUAUCGCCCUCAACAUUCAGUAUAAGCACACAUCCAUCGCAGCCGAGUGGAAGCUGAAAGUGUUCUCCCAAAAUGGGGUUCUGAGCCUUGCAUUAUGGGAAUCGAUGAAGCUGGUCGCGGCCCUGUUUUGGAUUCAAAGACUUUGAAAGAAGAGAAGAGGGAAGAGCUAUUUGAAAAUUUGAAGGCAGAUGAAAGCAUUGGGUGGGGAGUUGAUGUAAUCGAUCCGAGGGAACUUUCAGCUAAAAUGCUGAAGAAAAAUAAGAUCAACCUCAAUGAGAUAUAUCAUAAUUCUGCAAUUGGUCUCGUUAGGAGGGCACUAAAUACUGGAGUCCUUCUUACAGAGGUUUAUGUGGAUACUGUCGGAGAUCCUGAGAAGUACCGGACCAAACUGAGUGAUAUAUUUCCAUCUAUAAAAUUUGUGGUUGCAAAAAAAGCCGAUAGCCUCUAUCCAGUUGUUAGUGGUGCAAGUAUUGUUGCAAAGGUCACGAGAGAUCGAGCAUUACGGAAUUGGGUGUUUGAUGAAAGCGCUGAAAACAUGCAGAGGAACUUUGGAUCUGGAUACCCUGGUGGGAAGCAGAUGCAACAGAUGAAGACGAUUCCUCUGUGAAGACUCGAAAGAAACAACUGAAACUGAGCAGUGUUGGUUUUACUGGUAUGAAGAGGAGCAGUGAAGAAAUUGAAUCAAGUGGUAAAGGGCGCUGCAAGUUUUUCCAAGCACGGAAACUUGAACAACUUUCUAAGUUUUGAGA
Daucus carota subsp. sativus is the source of this 769-nucleotide messenger RNA. RefSeq names its product ribonuclease H2 subunit A-like. The coding region runs from base 115 to 627 and encodes 170 amino acids. Gene Ontology annotation, cellular component: ribonuclease H2 complex. The record is from RefSeq and is a predicted model, not a curated record. The transcript has 6 exons. Gene Ontology annotation, molecular function: RNA-DNA hybrid ribonuclease activity; RNA binding. Gene Ontology annotation, biological process: DNA replication, removal of RNA primer; mismatch repair. NCBI's taxonomy places the organism in Eukaryota, Viridiplantae, Streptophyta, Magnoliopsida, Apiales, Apiaceae.